This is a messenger RNA of Athalia rosae (coleseed sawfly), 2393 nucleotides long. RefSeq names its product Golgi SNAP receptor complex member 2 (gene Membrin). The transcript is spliced from 2 exons. Gene Ontology annotation, biological process: vesicle-mediated transport; vesicle fusion. The record is from RefSeq and is a predicted model, not a curated record. Bases 567 to 1205 code for a protein of 212 amino acids. Gene Ontology annotation, cellular component: SNARE complex; late endosome membrane; ER to Golgi transport vesicle membrane. NCBI's taxonomy places the organism in Eukaryota, Metazoa, Arthropoda, Insecta, Hymenoptera, Athaliidae. Gene Ontology annotation, molecular function: SNAP receptor activity; SNARE binding.
CUGGUGCAAAUUCAAAACUUCCGGAAGUUUUUCCGAAAAUGGCGGGACCAAUCAGCAGAAUCACUUCCUCACACCCUCGUUUUUUCAAUGAAGUGACACAUGACGUCCACGUUACAAACCUUGCGCCGUCAAGAGUGUCGAUUAUUGUUCGAUUCGGUUUAUUGUAUUUGAGAAAAGUUGAGGAUAAAAUUGUUGAACCGUUGUAAACCUGUGAAUACUCUGCAAGCAAAGAGGUGUAGAUUAGUUGCGAGGUUGAUUAUCGUACGUGUACCAUACAUCUAACCAAAACAUGCUGAUUACCUAUUUGCAAAUUAGUCAUUCAUGUCGACACGAAAGUGAUAGUUAUUUAAAGUAUAUCUAACCGAAUUAAUUCUCCCUAAGAAGGAGGCUAUGCAAUUAAAUCUGUGAUUGUGAUCGACAAAUGUUCUAGGUUAUUAAUCCACAAUAAUAACCCCGCAUUCGGACAGGCGGCUUUGCGCAAGUUCCGAGGUUUGGCUCGGCUCGGAUUUGCUACACGUCAUUCAUUUUCAAAGGGAUUUAUUUCAAAGACUGAAUUUUAGUCAAGUAUGGAGGCGUUAUAUCAUCAGACCAAUAAACUAGUACAGGAAACCCAACAUUUGUUUUCUCAAUUGGAAAGAAAACAUUCAGAUUUAGAUCUCCAAGCAAUUGAGUAUGACAUACAGUCAAAGAUAAAUCUGAUCAACAGCAAUUGUGAACGACUCGAUAUUCUGUGUAUGAAAGGUCCUGUAUCACAGAGACAAAAUGCCAAAAUGCGAGUUGAUCAAUUGAAGUAUGACGCACGUCAUCUAUGUGCUGCUUUAAACUCAUGGAGAAGUCAACUUAUGCGCCGAAAAAAAGAGGAAAUCGAACGAGAAGCAUUAUUGUCUCAACAGUUUACUCCCAACGAUCAAAUAGACAUAAUGAUAGAUCACAAUCUUCAACAUCACUCCAGUUUGCGAAACGCCACCCAUGGUGUAGACGACUUGAUUCAGCAUGGUAGUGGGAUUUUAGAUGGGUUAAGAUCUCAAAGAUCUACUCUCAAGGGUGCUCAUAAAAGACUUGUUGAUAUCGGAAACACUCUAGGACUCUCUAACACUACUAUGAGACUUAUUGAGCAGAGAGCUCGACAAGAUGGAUUAAUAUUAGUUGCCGGUAUGGUUGUGACAUGCUUUGUUAUAGUGUUGGUAAUAAUGUACCUCACAUAAUUAACACUGCACUCAUCACAUGUAAAUAUAAUGAUUAUGGUUAUGGUUAACUAUGAUUAUCAAAGACAAUUUCAAAUAAUGUCGAGUACAUUGCACGGAAGCUGAUCAUCUGACAAAUUUGAUUGUUAUUCUGACAUAAACAUUUAUAGAGACAAAGAACGUUGCUUUUUGUUGUUGCUGACAGUAGUACAGUUUGUCUAUUUCUCUUCGAAAAUAUUGUAACUAAAAUUCAUCCAAUGUGCGAUGUAAUUAUUUUAUUCCAAGAAUAAUUUUUAUUUUAGUUUGUCAUUGUUAAAACUGUUUCAUCUGGCCUCUCAAUCUAACUAAUUUUGGUAGAGAAAAACGCAUCGCAAGAAUAUUUAUGCUAUGAUAGCUUUCGUUUCAUACGUUCAUGGUACAGUAUCGCGGUGGUAGGCGGUAGAACAAUGUAAUAUAAAAAUUCUCUACUAAAAAGAUAUUUUGAGAUAUCCGCAGUCAUUUUGUUCCCGCACUGCCCGAACUCGGAAACUCGUUCUGGAAUUAAGGACAAUUCGAUUUUUAUAAAAAAAACCAGUUGAUAUUCGGUAAAUCAAAUCAGUCCAAUGAGUCGAAGUCGUUUGGUACUAAUACAUCUUCACAUUUUGAAUCGCCAGUGAGUUUCUGAAGGCACUGACUUCAACUUACUAUACUAUGUAUAGACCAAUGAAUUUCGUUUACCUGCUGUCAUUGGGAAAUGGGUAUUAUAAGGAAAGAAAGAGGGGGUAGGACCCAAAUCCCCUCUCAGUUCGUGCUCCCCUCUCCCAGAAAUACGCAUCCCCACCAGGUUCCUCUCAAGUAACGCGAUUUUUUAAACGCGCAUCAUUUCGAAGGCUGCCUUUCCGGCGUCAGGAGGCUGUGGCUGAGCGAUGAGUUGUACCUUCUGUUUGUUAUUAAAUUCGUAAUUAGUCAAUGAAGAGGAUAGUGGAGACCGCUGUCCGGUGGCCUUGGAUGAGUUUGAGUUCAGUCCACGUUUCGAUUCUUUAUUCGUGACUAGAUCCACACUCAUCCAAGGAUGCUGGACCGAAGCACUGAUUCAGAGCCAAACUAAGGUGACCCCCUAGAAUUACAACAUGCGUCCGAGAAAACGCGGCAGCUGCAAGCUUGUGUUUGUUGAACAUUAAUGAAUAAAUAUAAGGGUAUCGUUAAAAUAUAAGAUCCGUAAUUGUUUUA